Theileria equi strain WA is the source of this 336-nucleotide messenger RNA. RefSeq names its product signal peptide-containing protein. The transcript has a single exon. The record is from RefSeq and is a predicted model, not a curated record. Bases 1 to 336 code for a protein of 111 amino acids. Lineage: Eukaryota; Apicomplexa; Aconoidasida; Piroplasmida; Theileriidae.
AUGAGGGUUCUUACCUUCUUAUACCUCACCUUUUUGUAUCAGCUUUGCGAGGGAGCUGGAAAUGGCAAGAAGGUGGAGGAUUCCAAAGGUACUGUGACGAAAGCUGAUGAUUCUACUAAGCAAGCUGAAGCUACAGAGGUUAAUACAGAACUACUCGAUGUUCUGAGUAUUAGCAAGGUUGAAGACGCUCUUGGUGAAAUGAAUGAGCUCCUAGAGAGAGUUAAAAGAGAGUCUGCUGUUGCUCAGAAUGGGCCUGAUGACAAGGCAAUCUCAAGGCAUCAUGCCCCUGAACUUCCGACUGGUCCUCUACAAGACGAGCCAGACAAGAGUCUUUAA